GUUAAGCAUUGUAAGAUAGAGUAGCCGAUUUUAUUGUUUUAAUUUGUUCCUUAUAUUUUAUUUUUGGUGAUUAAACAAGCUGGUAAAAUGGUUAACAAACCGAAACAAAAUAGCAAGAUGUACGUCAUAAAAAGGGAUGGAAGAAAAGAACAAGUUCAUGUGGACAAAAUUACGUCCCGGAUAUCGAAACUAUGUUACGGAUUAAACAUGGAUUAUGUAGACCCGUUUUCCAUAACACUAAAAGUGAUCAAUGGGCUGUACCCUGGGGUCACUACGGUAGAACUGGACACUCUAGCUGCCGAGACAGCUGCUAUGAUGACCAUCGAUCAUCCCGAUUAUGCUACGUUGGCUGCGAGGAUUGAAGUCUCGAAUCUCCAUAAGGAGACAAGAAAGCAGUUUAGUGAGGUAAUCGAUGCAUUGUACAACAUGACAAACGAAUACACCAAAAAACGCACCCCAAUGAUUGCCGAGGACAUUCAUAAUAUUAUUAUGAAAAAUGCGGACCGUCUCAACUCAUGCAUCAUAUAUGACAGGGACUUCUCCUACAAUUACUUCGGUUUCAAAACUCUUGAGCGUUCCUAUCUGCUCAAAAUCAACGGGAAGAUUGUUGAACGCCCUCAGCACAUGCUCAUGAGAGUCGCUGUGGGAAUUCAUGGGGAAGACAUAGACGCCGCUAUAGAAACUUAUAAUUUGUUAUCGGAAAGAUAUUUCACACACGCAAGUCCAACUUUAUUUUCCGCGGGUACUCCCAGACCUCAAUUGUCUUCUUGUUUUCUUCUAAUGAUGCCAGACGAUAGUAUUGAGGGUAUUUUCAACUGCCUGGCGCAAUGCGCUUAUAUUUCUAAGUCAGCGGGAGGUAUUGGUGUCAACGUUCACAAUAUCAGAGCCAAAGGAACAUAUAUUGCAGGCACUAACGGUGUGUCGAACGGUCUAGUACCUAUGCUGAAGGUUUUUAAUAGCACGGCAAGGUAUGUCGACCAAGGAGGCAAUAAACGACCAGGAGCGUUUGCAAUAUACUUAGAACCGUGGCAUGCUGAUGUCUUCGAGUUCCUUAAUUUAAAGAAGAACACUGGCAAGGAAGAAUACCGAGCAAGAGAUUUAUUUUAUGCAUUGUGGAUCCCAGAUUUGUUCAUGAAACGAGUAGAUUCAAAUGGUGUUUGGUCUCUUAUGUGUCCUCACAUGGCUCCGGGUCUUUCCGAUUGUUGGGGAGAAGAAUUUGAGAAACUCUACGAGAAGUAUGAGAAUGAGGGGAAUUACAUCAAACAAGUACAAGCUAGGGAACUUUGGAAAGCUAUUAUUGUAUCCCAAGUUGAAACUGGCACUCCUUAUAUGUUGUACAAAGAUGCCUGUAAUAGAAAGAGCAACCAACAGAAUCUUGGUACCAUCAAAAGUAGUAAUUUAUGCACGGAAAUCAUCGAAUAUACUUCACCGGACGAAAUCGCAGUAUGCAAUUUAGCUUCGAUAGCCGUCAAUAUGUUCGUCAAGGCCGACAGGAAAACUUACGACUUUGAUAUGUUGAAAGACAUCACCAAAUUAGUAACGAGAAACCUCGAUAAAAUAAUAGACGUGAACUACUAUCCUGUUAAGGAAGCGGAAAAUUCAAAUAGUCGCCACAGACCCAUAGGAAUCGGGGUACAAGGUUUAGCAGAUGCAUUCAUACUCCUACGGAUGCCUUUUGACAGCGAAGAAGCAAGUUUGCUCAAUAAACAGAUAUUCGAGACGAUUUACUAUGCUGCGCUCGAAGCAAGUUGUGAAAUAGCAGAACAAAAGGGCACUUAUUCGUCUUACAAUGGUAGUCCCGUUAGCAAAGGGAUCUUACAGUAUGACAUGUGGGACGUUACGCCUACCAGCCUUUGGGAUUGGGCAGCACUGAAAGAAAAGAUAGCGAAACACGGCGUUAGGAACUCGCUACUUUUAGCACCUAUGCCGACAGCUUCCACUGCUCAGAUCCUUGGAAACAAUGAAUCCAUUGAACCUUACACCUCAAACAUUUACACCCGUCGGGUCUUAUCGGGCGAAUUCCAAAUAGUCAACCACCAUUUGCUCAAAGACUUGACAGAGCGAGGCCUGUGGGAUGAAACGAUGAAAAAUCAAAUCUUAGCCAACUGCGGUUCUAUCCAGAACGUCCCUGAUAUUCCUGAAGACCUCAAAGCUAUUUACAAGACGGUCUGGGAGAUUUCGCAGAAAGUGAUCCUCAAUAUGGCCGCCGAUCGUGGGGCCUUCAUUGAUCAGAGUCAGAGUUUGAACAUUCACGUCGAAAAACCAACAUAUGGUGUCCUCUCGUCGAUGCACUUCUACGGCUGGCGCAAGGGGCUUAAGACAGGCAUGUACUAUUUGAGAACAAAACCCGCUGCCAAACCGAUCCAGUUUACCGUGGACAAAAGCAAGUUGCUCGUCAGAACAGAAGAGAAUGGGACGAAUGGCGUGCACAGUAAUGGAGAUUCAGACUUUAUUCUGAAGAAGAAAGAGGAAGACGAGUUUAAUAUGGCAUCGUUGGUUUGUUCGCUGCAAAAUCCCGAGGCCUGUGAUAUGUGUGGGGCAUAAUGACACGAGAUCGGUGCCUCAGAACUGAGCUUUAUCUUAAUUUUAAAAGUUAAUAUUAAAAUUAGGUAAGUUGUGAUUGUCAUUUUUCUUCAUCGCUCGUUAUUGUAUUUUAGUUUCAUUUUAAAUUUUCAUUUAAAAUUAUCCUUAUUUGGAAAGACUAAUAUGGUUGUCCUUCAUGUUUCCUUUGUUAACUUCUUAGAAAAUGGAAGG
This is a messenger RNA of Anoplophora glabripennis (Asian longhorned beetle), 2754 nucleotides long. RefSeq names its product ribonucleoside-diphosphate reductase large subunit (gene RnrL). The record is from RefSeq and is a predicted model, not a curated record. Gene Ontology annotation, biological process: DNA replication; deoxyribonucleotide biosynthetic process. The transcript is spliced from 4 exons. Gene Ontology annotation, molecular function: ATP binding; ribonucleoside-diphosphate reductase activity, thioredoxin disulfide as acceptor. Gene Ontology annotation, cellular component: ribonucleoside-diphosphate reductase complex. The coding region runs from base 88 to 2544 and encodes 818 amino acids. Lineage: Eukaryota; Metazoa; Arthropoda; Insecta; Coleoptera; Cerambycidae.